Myotis myotis is the source of this 4353-nucleotide messenger RNA. RefSeq names its product mitogen-activated protein kinase kinase kinase kinase 5 (gene MAP4K5). Gene Ontology annotation, molecular function: MAP kinase kinase kinase kinase activity; ATP binding. Lineage: Eukaryota; Metazoa; Chordata; Mammalia; Chiroptera; Vespertilionidae. The transcript has 32 exons. The record is from RefSeq and is a predicted model, not a curated record. Gene Ontology annotation, biological process: protein phosphorylation. Bases 107 to 2707 code for a protein of 866 amino acids.
GCGGAGCUGCGGUCAGAGGCUCCAUGUUGGGAAGCGGCGCCUCUCGUCCUCGUUAGCGGGAGUCGGGCGCCGCGGGCAGAGCCGGCGGGGCAGGCGCGGAGCGAAGAUGGAGGCCCCGCUGCGGCCUGCGGCGGACAUCCUGAGGCGGAACCCGCAGCAGGACUACGAGCUGGUCCAGCGGGUCGGCAGCGGCACCUACGGGGACGUCUACAAGGCCAGAAAUAUACAUACGGGAGAGUUGGCUGCAGUAAAAAUUAUCAAAUUGGAGCCUGGAGAUGAUUUUUCUUUGAUUCAGCAAGAAAUAUUUAUGGUUAAAGAAUGUAAACAUUGCAACAUUGUUGCCUACUUUGGGAGCUAUCUCAGUCGGGAAAAACUGUGGAUUUGUAUGGAAUACUGUGGUGGCGGAUCACUUCAAGAUAUUUACCAUGUUACUGGACCAUUAUCAGAAUUGCAAAUAGCCUAUGUAUGCAGAGAAACUUUACAGGGUCUUGCCUAUUUGCAUACUAAAGGCAAAAUGCAUAGAGAUAUCAAAGGUGCAAAUAUUUUAUUGACAGAUCAUGGUGAUGUAAAAUUAGCUGACUUUGGUGUAGCUGCAAAAAUAACAGCUACCAUUGCAAAGAGAAAAUCUUUCAUUGGCACCCCUUACUGGAUGGCCCCAGAAGUUGCAGCAGUAGAAAAGAAUGGUGGCUACAACCAACUCUGUGAUAUCUGGGCAGUAGGAAUAACAGCAAUUGAACUUGGAGAACUUCAACCACCUAUGUUUGAUCUUCAUCCAAUGAGGGCCCUCUUCUUAAUGUCCAAAAGUAAUUUUCAGCCCCCGAAACUAAAGGACAAAACAAAAUGGUCAUCAACAUUCCAUAAUUUUGUCAAAAUAGCACUAACCAAAAACCCAAAAAAAAGACCAACUGCUGAAAGACUUCUGACUCACACUUUUGUAGGACAGCCAGGUCUCUCUAGGGCCCUAGCAGUUGAACUUUUGGACAAAAUGAACAAUCCAGACAACCAUUCACAUUAUACUGAAGGAGAUGAUGAUGACUUUGAGCCCCAUGCAAUCAUUCGUCAUACCAUUAGAUCUACAAACAGGAAUGCCAGAGCUGAACGAACAGCUUCAGAAAUAAAUUUUGACAAGUUACAAUUUGAACCUCCUUUGAGAAAAGAAACAGAGGCACGGGAUGAAAUGGGAGUAUCAUCAGACCCAAACUUUGUACUACAGUGGAAUCCUUUUGUUGAUGGUGCAAGUACUGGAAAAUCAACCUCAAAACGGUCAAUACCACCUCCCCUUCCUCCUAAGCCAAGAAUAAACAGUUACCCUGAAGACAACCUCCUAGAUGAAGAAAAAUCAUCAACUAUAAAACGUUGCCCUGACUCAGAGAACAGAGCUCCCCAAGUUCUCAGAAGACAGAGUAGCCCAAGUUGUGUUCCUGUAGCUGAGACUUCCUCUAUUGGAAAUGGUGAUGGUAUUUCAAAACUGAUUAGCGAAAAUACAGAAGGAUCAGCACAAGCACCACAACUCCCACGAAAAAAGGACAAGCGAGAGUUCCCUAAACCAGUCAUCAAUGGCCUCCCACCCACCCCAAAAGUGCUGAUGGGAGCAUGUUUUUCCAAAGUUUUUGAUGGCUGCCCUUUGAAAAUUAAUUGUGCAACAUCCUGGAUACAUCCAGAUACAAAAGAUCAGUACAUUAUUUUUGGAACUGAAGACGGUAUUUACACAUUGAAUCUCAAUGAGCUACAUGAGGCAACAAUGGAACAGUUAUUUCCAAGGAAAUGUACUUGGCUCUAUGUCAUCAAUAAUACUUUAAUGUCAUUAUCAGGAAAAAGCUUUCAGCUCUACUCUCAUAAUCUUAUAGCUUUGUUUGAACAAGCCAAAAAACUAGGAUUAGCUGCUCAUAUUCAAACUCAUAGGUUUCCAGACCGCAUACUACCAAGAAAAUUUGCUUUAACUACAAAGAUUCCUGAUACAAAAGGCUGCCACAAAUGUUGCAUAGUCAGAAACCCUUACACAGGACAUAAAUACCUCUGUGGAGCUUUACAGUCUGGAAUUGUUUUACUUCAGUGGUAUGAGCCAAUGCAGAAAUUCAUGUUGAUAAAGCACUUUGAUUUUCCUCUGCCAAGUCCUUUGAAUGUUUUUGAAAUGCUGGUAAUACCAGAACAAGAAUACCCUAUGGUCUGUGUAGCUAUUAGCAAAGGCACCGAAUCAAAUCAGGUAGUUCAGUUUGAGACAAUCAAUUUGAAUUCUGCAUCAUCAUGGUUUACAGAAAUUGGUGCUGGCAGCCAACAGUUAGAUUCCAUCCAUGUAACACAGUUGGAGAGGGAUACCGUUUUAGUGUGUUUAGAUAAAUUUGUAAAAAUUGUAAAUCUACAAGGAAAACUAAAGUCAAGUAAGAAACUGGCCUCUGAGCUAACUUUUGAUUUUUGCAUUGAAUCUGUAGCCCCCUGCCAGGAAGGACCCAGAGGCUCCACUGCAUCCUCCAAGUGGGGGGCUGCCCACUCUGUUUCUGAACCACUAGAUCAUUGCAUAGGAGUGCCUCAUUGGGCCCAGGCCUGUGGCUGGCACCACACAGGACACAGAAAUGGACAAAGCAUAGCAAGAUAUGCCUUCAAGACAGUGUGUUGGCUUUCUGGAAACAUGGAAUGCAGGGUAAAAGCUUCAAAUCAGAUGAGGUUACCCAAGAGAUUUCAGAUGAAACAAGAGUUUUCCGCUUAUUAGGAUCAGACAGGGUUGUCGUUUUGGAAAGUAGGCCAACAGAAAAUCCUACUGCACACAGCAAUCUUUACAUCUUGGCUGGACAUGAAAAUAGUUACUAAGCAACAGAAACUGAUCUCAAAUGACAGGAAAAUGAAUAUAUUCCAUUGAAAGCAAAAAUAUCUUAAGGAACUUCAGUACAAACUACACUAUGAUUUGCUUUAACUGUUAUGGGUUAUAUCUCAAAUGAUCUGUACUUUAAGGUAGAAUUCAAUAUUUUCUGUAGCUGGAAACAGCUGUUUUAUCUCUUGCCACUGUGUGGUGGUUAUAUCAAGUUUGCUUAAUAAAAGCUAUGAGAUAAAUAGUCCUAUAGUUCCAGGAAGCCCAGUCUUUUUUUAAAAAAUAAUGUUUGUAACAAGGGUGUCAUGAUAUUUUAGAUAACAACUCAUGUGAUUAUCUUCAAGGAGAUAAAUUUAGUGACAGUCUUCUCAUUUUAUAUCACGUUUUAUUCCUUCUUAAUGAACGUAAUUUUAUAAAGAAAUUAUCAAAUAAGCCUUUCACUUUUACAUUGGCUAUUCUGUAUGUUUUUGUAAAAUAGAAUAUUUAAUCCUUAUUUAUUAAUCUCUUGCUGGAGUGGUGUAAUGUUAUCUAACUUUUAGCAAAGGAGGGUUGCAGAGCAGCUUACAUUUUUUUAUGAUGUAUAAAAAUUUUGUUUACCUUUUAAGAGUAGUAAGAGGGGUUAAAGGCAGUGUAUUUGGAGGUUCAAUACAUACACGCAAUUUUGUUUAACAAGUAUUUUAUAAAACAAUAUUAUCCAGAAUUGCCUUAAAGUGAAUUUUGUGUUUUCAACUACAAAUAGCUGUAAGGGAUCAUACAGAAGAUAUUGAUGAUGGUUGAACUAUUAUUAGAAGAGGUAUGUAUGUAGGUAUGACUACCAUGUGUAUGUAUUCUUGACAAGCAGUAUAAUACACCUGUGAUUUUUUUUACAUUAGGGAUAAUGCAUAAGAAAUUAACCUUCAUAUAUAUUAUCAUCCCUUAAUGUGUGGGGGGGGGGCGGGGGAAUAUUUAACUGCCCAUGAUAUGUAAUUCACAUGUACUAUACCAGAGGGGAUGCUGUAAAGCAACUACAUGUGUAAUCUUGGGUUUUUCACAUAUGUAGGUAUUCAUUUUGAGUAGGUUUAAGAAAAAAGUUUUAAGUGAAAUUGAAUUCCUCAUGGGAUAGUAUAAAUAAGUAUUAUAAAAACCAAUAUUCUAAAAAUAGGAAAUAAGGCCAUUUUUUCAUUUACGUCUCUUUUGCUAUUGUUAGUAUCCAAAGUAAAGUGUCGCAUUGGCACCUGGUGUCUUAAUGCAUUCACUGAGGGCAGUUAACAUUGAGAUGAUGAACAAGGAGUUAGCAAUAGCAAACUACUGAUUUAUUUUGAGCAAUUACUUGAGAGAAAAACAGUAUAACUAUCUCAUUUGGUCGUUGGCAAUUCUGUAAAAUAGGUAUUAUCAUCUCUGUUUUUCAGAUGGGGAAAUAAGAAGUUAACAGGGUUAAUAGACCCAAUUCACACAGCAAUUAAGGGUUGAGCCAGACCAUGAGUCUUGUGACUCUGUUCUUUUCAUUAUGCAGUAUGCAAACAAUAAAUGUUAUGCAAAUAAAGUAUUGUCCUUUAAAAAUGCACAUGUGA